UUCCUCGUGAAGUGCAAGCUGGUCAGAUUGUCAGACACGGUGUUCACCUUUGCGCGAGCCUGCUUCUGUGCGAGAGUCAAGGUUAGACAUCGCGGCUUUUGCUCACUCUGCAAAAGCUGUAUCUUCGCUAAUGAGCUGACUCUUUUACACUCUCACGUCUUCCGCAUCUACUCCAAAGCAUCGUCAUGGCGAACAAUACCGGUGCCGAAGCUGCGCAACAACAGAUUGACCUAAAGAUCCUGACGAACACUUCUCAUGCCACGCUCUUCUAUCCCAAUCUGCCCGUAACUACGACCAUUCUCGACCUCAAGACCAGGAUCCAGGAUGACCUCUCACCAAACCCGGCCUUGGAUCGCUUGCGCAUGAUAUACCUAGGACGGGUUCUGCUCAAUAUGCAGGACACGCUUCUAGACAUCUUUGGAGCUGAUCAUGUCAAACAGUCUCGAGAACAAACUAUCCAUCUUGUCGUACCCGACCAAGGCCGCGCUCAGACCGAUCAAGCCAAUCGCCCUCCCACAGUUCCUUCUCCACUACCUUCAACCGACAGAAACCCUUUUCGUGUACAGCAGCAAGCUCAACAGCGCCCACAACCACAACAACAACAACAACAACCACCCCAACGGGGUACGCAUCCUGGUGUGCCACAUGUGCAUGUUCAUGGACAUCACCACAACAUUGUUCAAGGCGGCCCUCCACCAUUUCCACCAGAGUUUGCAGAGAUGAUAACGAGGCAGAUGGCUGCGGUUCAGAAUGGAUCCGUGAAUACCGGUAGACAUCCUCAAGAGGUGCUGGGAGGUGUUCCAGUACCAGGCUUUGGCAUAGACCCCAACAACUUCUUCCAACAAGUCAUUGCCCAACAGCAUCAGCAGAGAGCAGCGGCUGGAACUGGAACUGGACAUGAGCAGGCUCGAUCUGUGACUCCAAAUGCUAAUGGCAGCGAGGGUGCUGCAAGGCAGAAUGGUGGCCACUCGCCCAUUCCAGGUGAAGUCCCUGGCAACGUACACAUUUAUCGAGAAGGUGAAACUCCGAGUGGUGCACGCUGGAGUAUGACCGUGGACCGUACGAUCCACCAAUUCCCGCACCACCCGAACGAAUACAUGGGAUCAUCACCGUUGUCUAGGCUACCCAGCAACCCCUUUCAACGGCCACCACCAACUUCUUCGUCACUGCAACAUCCGUCUGCGCUGCCAACAGUAGGAUCGCCAUUUCCUACAGGGCCUCAAGUGAUGCGGACCAAUUCUACGGAGGAAUCCAUACGGAGAGCAACGGAGAACAUGCGAACGAUUCGUGACGAUGUCGGGGGACGCUUAGAAGAAAGCACACCCGAUGAAGUCAACCGCCUACGCGCAAUAUUAGAGACCUACGAGUCAUACCAUGCUCGCGUCGAGCAAGCGUUAAACUAUACGACUCCUCAAAAUCCAGCUUCGCAGUUUUCCACUUCGCCCCCACCAGGUUCAUUAGGUGUGCAGAACGCAGCAAGACCUGGUAGUAACCACCAACCCAACACUACAUCCCGAUCAAACGGUGCCGCUACCGCAUCAACACCGAGACUCGACCAUAUCCGAACAACUAGUGAAUAUUUACCACAGGUGUUCUUGCUAAGAGGUCCAGAUGGCCCACAUGCACUGUUAUUAUCAUCGUCGGGUACUUAUCGAACUGGAGGACUCUCAGAUUCCUUCCCACUCGACGUUUCGACCGCUGGGCCAAGUACUCGAAUAGAUUCCGUUCUAGAUUCCUCGAUGCCUACAUCGUCAGCAGGGCCAGCAUCUGGACUACCCGUGCCUCCGCAAUUUCCGGCUGCUUCAGCUCCUGAUCAAGCCAAUGCUCCACGCAUUCCUCAACAAGACCAGAACGAAGCGCCAGAUGCACAAGCGGCCAUUCGCCAACGUCUUGAACAGCGUCUCGAACAUCUUCGACAGCAGCGUGCACAAGGCAGAAACGCACAAAAUCCGCAAAACGCCCAGAACGGUGCAGGUAUGGCACUUGCCGGGCAUAUAUGGCUUGCUGCUCGUCUACUGUUCUUCCUCUACAUGUUCUCUGGGGGUUCAGGCUGGCGACGACCACUCAUGAUGAUUGGUGCUGCUCUCACCAUAUAUCUUUUCCAGCUCGGGGUCUUCAACGCCCCGGUGGAUAUGCUACGGCGUCAUUUUGAGAAUCUACUGCCCUUACCGGAGGAGCGCAGACGCGAGGAACAGAUCCGUCGCAACGCAGGAUUGACACCGGAGCAGGUUGCCGAGAGGCUUGUCCAGAACCAUAAUAACGAGAACGUCAGUUGGAUGCGAGACCAGUUGCGCAUCGUGGAAAGAGCCUUGGCCCUCUUCGUGGCCAGCUUGUGGCCCGGUCUUGGAGAGCGCAUGGUUGCUACGCGAGAAGCACGCUUGCGGCAACAGCGCGAGGAGGAAGAGCAGCGAACGCGCGAGGCUGAGACAGCACAGCAAGCAGAUGUAGAUAUCCAUGCUGACCAGAACCCUGCGCACGAAGAGAUACCCGAUGAGCCCGGUGGAGGAGACAACAGCAAGGGCAAGGGCAAGGGCAAGGGCAAGGCUCGGGACGACGGGACUGAAGCUGCAUCAAGCUCUCUUGAUCCGACGCCGUCAGGCAGUGAAACGACAAGUCGUAGCACGUUCCAAUCCGCAGACGAGUAGACCGAUUCUUCCAUGUAUACGAAGUACAAAAGUUCUUUGAUGUAGACGCGGAAGGACGAGAUGGCAAUAUAACAUGCAAGUUCGUCCUCGUGCGGACAGUCACAUAGGGUAUAGGUAUGCUUGGUGGUGAAUAUGAAAGAGCAGUGAAGUAUUCGUCCUACAUGGUCAAUCUGAUGCCUCCAGUCCAUGCCGGAUGCCGCUAUACAGCAUGGAAUAAUUUGACAUCGUUGACAGACUACGAACAGACACAAGCAUUAACUCCUCCCUCAGUUGUUCCGGUCCCGGCCCCAAUGCACGCUCGGCCGAGCCGGCCGACUUGUUUAAUUGACGACAAGCUGCUCUCGGGGGGCCAACUCUAGAAAUGAAU
Molecule: messenger RNA, 3012 nt
Organism: Pseudovirgaria hyperparasitica
Lineage: Eukaryota; Fungi; Ascomycota; Dothideomycetes; Acrospermales; Acrospermaceae
Exons: 2
Coding region: 186-2645 (819 amino acids)
Biological process (GO): endoplasmic reticulum unfolded protein response
Source: RefSeq, a predicted model, not a curated record